Messenger RNA from Hypoxylon fragiforme, 4495 nucleotides. RefSeq lists its product as uncharacterized. Lineage: Eukaryota; Fungi; Ascomycota; Sordariomycetes; Xylariales; Hypoxylaceae. The transcript has a single exon. The record is from RefSeq and is a predicted model, not a curated record. Bases 684 to 4103 code for a protein of 1139 amino acids.
AGGAAAUUCAUCAAAUAACUCGAAAGGGAAGGAAAGAGCAGAACAUAACAGCGCAAAAUAAUAAUAAGACGUCAAACAGACCAAAGAAGAGAAAAUACCUACAUACCUAAACUGAUAAAGAUUAGAAAACCAAAAGCUUCAACCUUUUUUCUUUUUUCUUUCACUCUUUUACAACCAAUAAUAUAGACGACACAUCCCUACAAAUUCAACCCCUCAACUCGUACUCAAACCCGAACUUGAGCUCGACUUAACUCAAUUCAAUCAACAUUGAAAUCUUUAAAUCUUGAAGAUUACGUUUAUUUACAGGCAUCUUACGUCGCUAUUUGAUCGUCAGUACUCAAUACUCUGUACUUGUAUAUAUACAACACCCUCACCUACAUAGCAGCCUACAUAACUACGUAGUUGCUUGAUGUUCAUAGAUGCUGUCGAUCCCUUGAUAUCGCGACGAUCCAUUUUUUCCCGUUCUUGUCUUCUACGCAUACAUGCGACAGAACAUCAUUCUAACCAACCAACUCCUUCUUUACUUAACGUCACCUGAAAUAUCGGUGUAAAUUCAUCUCUCAUCCCUGCCGACAAACGUUACAUCCUGCCUAAAGCCCUUGGGAACCCUAAUAGCUGUUCCCGUCCGAGUCAUGUUGGGAGUCGGUCUGCAAGGUCUAACUUUUUAGAUCCAACCCAUCGGAAUGCUCUCACAUCUCCGCUUCCAUAGACGGGGCCCGUCCAAUCCCUCUUCCCCCAUCCCCGAAAAUAGUCCUUGGGAUGCUACAGCUCUUCAGCCAGCCCAGCUUGUCCCCGAAGAUGGAGUUCCCGCUCCAGAGAUCCGACCGCGAUCAGCCACCUCCGUUCCCUUUGCUCAUGGCCAUGGCCAGCCACCAUUGCAGUCACCUUCUCAGGUAGCGUCACCUCAAUCGCAACAGCAACCGCCUGUCUUGCCACCCAUUGCGAGAAUUUCUUCGGCCGACUCAGAUUUAUCAAUCAAUGUCGCGAACCUCGAAUCAAAUCCCCGAGAGGAGUCGAAACCGCUGCCGCGAUCACCAUACAGCGAGGAUACUGGCUUUAUCGGUGGAUUGGCUUUGCAGAAGUAUCGCCAAAGCCAAGAGCUAUCGCGACCAGGGCCACCCGAUAGAAAGACGAGCAAUGUGUCAGAACCCCCAGUUUUCAAUCGUCAGCCGCCACCUGCGAGACCUACCAAGGCUGCCUCUUCCUUUGUCACACCCACAUCUCAGAAUGUGGUCGCGUCAGGGAAAAGACCGCCGGGCGCUAGGAUGACUUCGGAGCCGCAGACUUUGCAAACCCAACCGGCGCCUCAAGGUGCUCCCAGGGGCAAAAAGAGUCUGCCGUUUCUGAAGAACCCCAUGUCGACGUUGUUAAUGCGGAGGAAGACUAGUCAGAAUAUACCAGAUCUUACUUUACCAUUACGCGGCCACGACGACGAGCCUUCGUACGAUCCUCGAAUUAGGGGUACCCGAGUGCAUGAUUUUAGUGCUCCGCGGCCGAGAAAAGUUGUAUCGAGUAGUGAGCACACGGCUUCAGUGGCUGAGAAGCCUCGCCAAGACACCGUAUCACCUAUCGUAGAGUCUCCUUCAUCUUCCGUGGCAGCACCUCCGGUGCCUCCUAAAGAUGGUACUUCCGUAUCCACUAGAACAUCGUCCACGGGUUCUCGGACAUUAUCGGUAGACACGGGGUCUAUUCAGAAGUCUCGGAGUUCUAGAAAUGGACAAAUGAGUGUUAUGUCUAGGAAUGAGAUGAACAGCCAGAGGAGAAAGAGCUCCGUCCCAGCAUCAAUCAGGUCGUUAUCACGCAAUGUAUCAGAAGCAUCUGCUCGUGACGUUCUUUCGUCCGUACCAAAACAUAUGAAGAGCACAUCUUCCCGGUUCAGUUUUGAUAUGAUUGGCGCAGCGAGGCAGGAAAAGCUAUUGGAAGAACGUCAUCGGCAACGAGAACAGGAUAAGAAGAUUGAGGUUCCUGCCCCCCGGGAUUCUCGUUUCGAUGACUUCGAUGAAGAUGCCUUUGACUAUGACGCAAUGGAUUACGAUGAUGGCUUAGAAGAGCGGAUACCAGGUGUAAAUGCUGAUCUAGACGAGUACGAAGAGGAUCAUUUCGAGGGCGUAGACGACCCCGACAAUGAUCAAGAAAACUUUGCGGGCUUUACUUUCCAGAGAUCGAACCCCGUUUCCGAGCUAACGAGCCCUUAUGGCACUGGACUAUUACCUACCCCUAGGGAUGCUGAUGGUAGUGUCAUUGGCUACGCCAAAACUGGGGAGACCCCGGAUGCUCAGCUAUCCCCUGACGCUUAUCUUCAGGCCCAGAUUGAGGCGCUUUCCAAACAGACUUCUGAACAGAAUACCCCAACUGGACUUGGCAUCCAGGGGCUUGAGGCUGCUGGGGGAGUACCGGAGCAAGUCUCAUUUCAACAGCAGUCGCAGGAGCCUAUAGCACAAAGAAAGCUUGAUAAAGAUGAUGAGCUUUAUUUUAAUGAUGGUCUAAUCCAUGAUUUUGAUGGAGAGGGUGACGGCUCGGCAUUCGACGAGUCCAUAUUUGACCUGGAUGACACCGAUCAAUAUGGACGGCCUAUCCCAGGACUGUUUGCCAGGGCAUUGUCACAGAGAACAGGAAAACAGGAGACGGAGGAUACAGAGGGGUCGAAGAGGCGAGAAUCAGACAUAACCUCCAGAUUGUCGGCGCAGUCUGAACUCUCGCACUCCACAGCGCAUACUUCACUCAGUGCUGACCUACAGUCCAAACCGACGGAAGCAGAGAUCAACGAAGACCAGGUUCCACGCAUAGAGGAGCGGCAGUCGUCCAUUGCUGGCUUGCCUCCUGCAGACCAAGACCAAAUAGCAGCCUAUCAGGCGGCCCUUGCAGCCGCAGCUUAUGAAGCCGCUGCUUCGGGCAAAUUUCGAAGAGAUUCAUCUCCAUCGUUGCCUACCGAGCUUACAGUGACAUCCCCCACCACAACAGGAUCCUCCUAUCACCCACCCGAAGAGCUAGAUGAACUCAAUGGGUACGAUUACGACAAUGAGCUAUCGUCGGGACUGGACGAUUACGAGCUCGACGACGACGACAUUAUCGCAGAGGCUAACGCUAGUGCUCUGGCGAACGACUCGGAUGGCUGGUAUGGACAGGAAUUCGGGUUUUAUUCUGUACCAGCACCGCUUAACGUUCAUCAUAAUACUAAUAACACCAAUGUGCUUAGCGAGAAAAACCUGUUCCAUUAUUCCCAUGGUGGUUAUUUUGGGCCAAGUGGUGUCAAUCGCUCCACUUCCGGUCGCGUCGUUUCCCGGGAGCCGAAUUUGACACCUAUCACGGAACGCUCCGAGUACUCGAACCGAAAUUCCAUCAUGAGUCUAGGAAUACCUCAAAGCGCAAAUCCGAACGCACCCUUGCAGAGUCCUGGUUUGGCUCAGCUGGCGAUGAUGGCCGACGACGAUAAUAUGUCGCUAUCCGCCCUGCUUCGCCUACGCUCUAGGGCCUGGGGUGGCUCCCAAGCCUCAUUAGUGAGCUCACGCGACGGAUCACCCAGUGAUAGAAAUGGAGCUACGAGCCCGUGGAAUCAAGAUCAGCAUGGGUUUGCGCCUUCGCAUGCUCGCAAGAACUCUACCUUUUCCAUCAUUAGUCAGGAUUCAACAGGACCAGGUAGCGGUUCGGGCAGUCCUACACUGACCAUGUCCAUGUCAGGCCUUCCAAACCAUGCUAUCCCACCCCUCAGUAUCCCAUCACACUCCGAUCCAACGUCUUCCGCAUCUCCUGUCAGCGCGCCAGUCUUCUCUCCCAUGCAACCAUCUUCAGGUUGCCCACCCGUUUUCGAGGACGAGGAAGCAAGUCCCCUAACGGAGAAGAGGAAGUCGACUGGAAGCACAUGCACGUCAGCGUCGGGUACAUUACCGAGACCUUUUGCGGAGAAUAUGAGUCCUACGAUAGGUGUGCCAUCUCAAAGGAGUCCUAACAUGGGUCACAGGCACAGAGGAAGCGCAGACAGCAUAUCAUACACCAAAGAAGAGGAUAGUGGCGAGACACGCUGGGUGAUGGAGCGACGUCGCACUGCUGAGUCGGGAGAGAUUGAGAUCCUAGGCCGGCAAGUUGUGGACCAGGGCAGGAUCUAGAGGUUUCUAAAGCGUCUUCCCGGCUGACAAGUGAAUGUCUGGUAGCUACCUAUGACAUCUCUUCAGUUGAGUGAUGGUAGUGGGAUUGGCGUGGCAUGCAGGUGGACGAUAUACGUGGCAUGGUAUAUGGCUUGUAUGUCCCACUUGAUUACGGUUUCACGGCGUGUAGUAUUAGGGAUAUCCAGGACUGGUAGCAUAGAUAUACAAUGGGUUUGCCGGAGUAUAAAAGGAAUUGCUGGUUUCUUGGAGUUGGAUUUGGGAACUACACCUACCUAGGUUAGGUAGAUACGGAAAGCAAACCGACUCGCUUUCGUCGCUGCAUACCUUAAGUGCCUAGGUACCUGCGCGAGCCACUAUAAUAAGUAUAAUAAUAAUAAUAUCCUGGUUCCUGA